AUUGGUCUAUGGUAUGGUAGUAAACCUUGAACGAGCUUAAGUUAAGUUAGCGUGUAGAAUUUGUAUACAAAGUUUAUCGUGGAACCAUACUAUUGAAUGAAGUAAUGAACAUUGUGUUAUAAUAGUUUCCGAUAAUUUCAUAUCGUAAAGAAACUGAUAUCAAACUGCAUCAAUGUGACUGCGGCUUGGAGAGUUAGGAGAGUAUUUGAACGAUGAUAAUCAGCUUCACCUUUGUUUACCUCGACAUAACCUCCAAAUAAACGAUGUUGAAACGGAAUGUUAUUAUUCUUUCAAUUAUUUUAAUUUCGUGUUUUGUUUUACUCCUGGUGUUGAUCCUGACAGGAAAUUGUUGCUUCAAAGACCGUUGCCAAAUACCCCUCAACACCUUCGACAGGACACCGCUAUUUUUCAACUUGAAAGACGGAUCAUUUGUUUACCCCGAAGAUGACUCCAUAGUUCUAGAAAGAGAUAGAACAAUCAGUAUAGGAUGUCCUGGCUCCAGCCUCAACAUUGGCGUAAAAUGGACCGAAAUGACAUGCAUCACCGAAACCACCUUCAAUGUCUUCGAUGACAACGUUGACGUUACCACAAUGUACUGUGAAGAUGAUAUCAAAAGUACCGCAAGAUACACAGGAAAAUCUUGCGAAUACAGCGGUAGAGAAAUCGAGGUGGGUUUCGAAUUAGGCCAAGACAAGUUCUUAAGACAAAUGAGGAUAUGUUUCGAUGACAAAGAACAAAAAACAUAUUAUACAGAGCACGACCUGACGCAUUUGAUCGACAAUCAUGAACUAUCUGGACGGAGACCUUUCUUCCAAGAAGGAAAUUUCUUCCACGUGAGCGGAAAGGGCGUUGAAACUCUGUAUACGAGGAAAGUCCAACGUUUAACCAUUAACAAACAGUUGAAUCUUAGUUCCGACUCCACGGAUGUCAUCAAAGACGGAGAUUCUUCGUUUUUCCUAUCACGUGGUCAUUUAGCACCAAAGGGAGAUUUCGUUUAUGGUUCUCAACAAAAUGCCUCUUUCUACUAUGUGAACGCAGCUCCGCAGUGGGAAAUUAUCAACUCUGGAUCUUGGAACACCCUAGAGUGGAGGAUCAGAUCGUAUGUUAGUAGGAGAGGAAGCGAUUUGAAGAUCUUCACGGGAACAUACGGAAACCUAGUUUUAACCAAGUAUUCCUCAUCUCCUCUCUACCUCUAUUAUAACAGUCUCUCACAGAGAGGAAUUCCUGUUCCGGAAGUUUAUUGGAAAGUAGUUUAUGAUCCUGCCAGACAAAAAGGAGUGGCGUUUGUUGGCACAAACGAUCCAUUCUUGACAACUGAUAAUACGAAUUUUAUUUGUCGAGACGUUUUGAAAUCAAUUGAAUGGAUCAAAUUCAGUAAUAAGAAUGCAAGUAUCGGUUUGAUCUAUGCUUGCACUGUUGAUAACUUGCGAAAUGUUGUAAAUUAUGUACCUAAAUUAACAAUUAUCGAUUUGUUAACAGAUUAAAAUUUUGACAACUA
Harmonia axyridis is the source of this 1498-nucleotide messenger RNA. RefSeq lists its product as uncharacterized. NCBI's taxonomy places the organism in Eukaryota, Metazoa, Arthropoda, Insecta, Coleoptera, Coccinellidae. Gene Ontology annotation, molecular function: nucleic acid binding; single-stranded DNA endonuclease activity; metal ion binding. Gene Ontology annotation, biological process: apoptotic DNA fragmentation. The record is from RefSeq and is a predicted model, not a curated record. Gene Ontology annotation, cellular component: nucleus; mitochondrial inner membrane. The transcript has 2 exons. The coding region runs from base 264 to 1484 and encodes 406 amino acids.